AUGUUUCCGCGACGCCGACCGGGAUCGCGGUCCUCUGCCUGUGAACUCGGGCCCAUCAGCCCUGGGCCAACGACCCUACAAACUGCCCCCGAAGCUCAUCAGAGUGAACAUGCCCUCGGCUUCACCGAUAUAUACGGGUCGUUGACACCUCGUCAAAUCAGCAUAAUCAGUCUGUACCAUCCACCUUGUACGGGGACCUACAUUCUAACACAGGUUGCAGCCAUUGGAUCGGCGAUUGGAACGGGCUUGAUGGUUGGUACCGGAAGAGCAUUGUCCAUGAGCGGCCCGGCAGCUAUAAUAAUCUCCUAUACCAUCGUCGGAUUCGCAGUUUACCUCGUCCUCUCUGCAUUGGGUGAGGUGGGUUCAUGGUUACCCAAACCGUAUACCGUUGCAGAUCAAGCCGUUCGAUUUUGUCAUCCUGCACUUGGAUUUAGCUUGGGGUGGAUAUUUUGGCUGAAAUAUGCUGUUGUCACACCGAACCAGCUCACAGCUGCAGCGCUGGUAGUCUCUUAUUGGGUGGAUGCUGAGCGAGUCAAUCCUGGUAUCUGGAUCACGGUUUUCCUUUCGGUCAUUGUGAUUCUCAACUUCAUCAAUCACCGCCUCCCGAGCAGAAUUGAGUUCUAUGUUUCUUCAUUCAAGCUUGUCGUCAUGCUUGGGCUCAUGAUACUUUCCACCGUCAUUGCUCUGGGAGGGGGGCCGGAUCAAGACCUAAAGGGGUUUCGAUAUUGGUCGUAUCCCGGUGCUUUCGGCGCUCACCCCCAUCGUGAUCACGGGUUGCUAGAAAAGUUCUACAUAACCUGCUCGACGAUGUCAUCUGCCACGUUUGCGUACAUCGGAAGCGAGCGAUCUGGUAUGGCUCACUUCCCGAAUGUUCGAAAGGCUACUUCGAGGGCUAUCCAGAAUACCUUUUAUCGGAUCAUGGUUUUCCAUCUUCUAGCAAUCACUCUUCUUGGGAUGAUUGUCCCCCAGGGGUCGGCGUCUGUGGCCUUUUCUAGCCCGUCCUCCCACGAGGCUGCCGCAUCGGCAUUUGUCGCAGCUCUGUAUUUGGCAGGCAUCGCGGUGCUACCGGACUUGUUGAAUGCAUGCAUACUGUUGUUCGUCCUGUCAAUAGCAAACUACGACCUUUAUCUGGCAACCAAGGCAAUGUGCGACCUCGCAGUGAAGCACCGUGCCCCUGCUUUCCUAUCACGCACUACCAGGAGAGGUGUCCCGAUCUAUGCUUUGGCUGUGUGCUCCUCAACUGCAACGUUGGCAUAUCUCAACGUCCACCAAGACUCAACUGUUGUCUUCGGAUACUUUGUGGACAUGGUCACAAUGCUCGGGCUGCUCACCUGGAUUUCCAUUCUCGUCACCCACAUGUCUUUUGUGCGAGCACGAAACGCUCAAGGCAUUCCCGACAAAGCUCUAGCUUUCAGAGCUCGUUUCGGUCUGGCUGGGACUUGUUUGGCUCUCGUUCUCUGUUUGUUCAUCUCUGUUGCCAUUGUCUUUGACUCCUUCGGCUUUGAUUCAGGAGUUCGGAAAUUUGACGUCAAAUCCUUCAUUGCCUCGUACAUCAGCAUUCCUCUCUACGUCGCCUUGAUGGUUGGCUAUAAGCUUGCCGUCCACAGUAAACGCGUUGAUCCCAAAGAGGCUGAUCUAUGGACAGAUAAGAUUGACCUGGGCAAUGAGAGGGGGCACUCAACUGAACGAACCCGAGUGUGA
Molecule: messenger RNA, 1701 nt
Organism: Penicillium concentricum
Lineage: Eukaryota; Fungi; Ascomycota; Eurotiomycetes; Eurotiales; Aspergillaceae
Product: putative amino acid permease
Exons: 4
Coding region: 1-1701 (566 amino acids)
Biological process (GO): amino acid transmembrane transport
Cellular component (GO): membrane
Molecular function (GO): amino acid transmembrane transporter activity
Source: RefSeq, a predicted model, not a curated record